Messenger RNA from Culex pipiens pallens (northern house mosquito), 648 nucleotides. RefSeq names its product coiled-coil domain-containing protein 32. The coding region runs from base 166 to 648 and encodes 160 amino acids. Gene Ontology annotation, biological process: cilium organization. The record is from RefSeq and is a predicted model, not a curated record. The transcript has 2 exons. NCBI's taxonomy places the organism in Eukaryota, Metazoa, Arthropoda, Insecta, Diptera, Culicidae.
CAGUUUCUUUCAAUCGUCCAGCCUCUCCACCACGUCACCAACCAGUUGGGGCGUCGUGACGCGAUCGUUUUCUCGUUCGUUCGAAAAGAGAAAAAAAUAGUGAGAGAAGCUGCAGUCGUGUAGCCAUUAAUCAGCAGCAGCACCCCCUCCCCACACAGGAGGACGAUGAGCGUUGCGGAUCCGUGGUGCAAUCCAAACCCAACUAGUGACGCAAUCUGCUCCGCUGUCCAGCUGCAGUUCGAGGACAACUUUGAACCAGCCGCCGUCGGGGAUCAGCAGCAACCGCGGGACGGAAGACUUCCGGACUCGGACAGCUAUUUGGCCGCGUUAGAACGUAGACUUCGUAGACUGAGGACCAAUCCGACCGUCCUGCAGCAGUUGGCCGAACGUCGCGAGGCUUGUAUGCAACAGCUGCUGAACGACCCCGCCGCUGCAUCCCAGAACUACGACCAGCUGGACGAGCCCGUGUUCAACCACGAACUGUUGCGAAUCAUUCGUCCGGAACAAGCCCUCUCGGCAGCGGAGCUAGCGCAUCUCCUGAAGCACGAUCAUCUCGAGGGGGAGGAAGCCCAGGAAGAGCAGCAGCAGCAACAGGACUACGGCAAGGAAGGGGAGGAAAGUGGAACCGAGAGCUCCACCAGUCGUUAG